CUAAAGAUAAUGUUCAAACGUUUCAUCAGCACAGCAAUGCGGAACAAAAUGCCAGGUUUUAGAUUGGUUACUGUUACCUCGCAGUUCUUUUGCCGAGAUCGGGUGGAUUUCUGAGCUCAGGGAGACCGGCAGGUCGUCCUCGGCGCGCGAGGUCGUCGUGCGGCCGGGUCAGCGCGUCCCCCGCUCCCUGAUAAACAGGCGGCGACAGACACGUCACGGGGACCUUUGGUCGGCCCGGCCCGGCGGGCGGCGGGCGGCGGGCGCGAGCUGGCCCCGGCGACCGGCAGACAGCGGCGCUGGUCGACCGCAGCAGCAGUGUAGCCGCGGGCACGGCGCAGGGCACGACGCAGGGCACGACGCAGGGCGGGCAGUGAAUUCCGGCCACCGACCGACCCGGUGGACCACACCGAGCGGACCGAAGGCAGGGCACCACCAGCGAGAGGUCUACUGUCACAGAGAGGCAGCCCAGGCAGGUGACAGAGGGCGCCGCGAGACAAAGAGCGACCGCCGGCCGGACGGAGGUGACGCAGGGAGAGACGCCGAACGUGCCGGAGAGCCCGCCGACCCGACUGCUCCCAGGAGGGCCGUGAGGGAGAACACGUGUGACGGCGAGUGACCGACGGCGGCACCAUGGCGCGCCUGCUGGCGCCGGCGCUGCUCGGCUGCUGCCUGCUCGCCCUCAGCAGCGGCAUGCCCUUCCUGCCCGAGUGGCUCGCCGAGAUGACGGAGCUCAACAGCUUCGAGCUCUCCUUCACUCCCACAAAGGAAGAGGAUGCGUCCAGAAUACGGCGAGAGGCCGAAAUCAAAGUGGAGGAUGUCAUCAGAGAGGUCAUCGGGCACUUUAAGAAGGACGACCCGCGGGGUCUGCCAGGCUCUCUGGUCCCCGACCCACUGUCGGUGCCAGCCAAGAUCGACCAGACAGUGGCCGGCGCAGACGUCAACCUGCAGGACAUGAUCCUCACCGGACUCAAGUACUUCGAACUGCGCGACGUCAAGGUCGACCUCUCCGCGCAGGAGUUCCGAUACGAGAUUUUCUUCAAGUCGCUGACCGCGCUGGGAAAGUACAAGCUGUACUACUUCUGGUCCAACUACAACGGCGACUUCAACAUCACCCUGGAGGACAUCAAAGCCGAGGGCAAGGGCAUCCUGGAAGUCAGCACCAACGGCACCGUCCAGCUCAACGAUGUCACCACGGACGUCGGCUUCGGCGACAUCGACGUGGUCUUCCACAACCUGGGCGGCCUGGGCUACAUCAUCCAGGGCGCCGUCAACAUGAUGGGCACCUUCCUCUUCGACGCCAUCAAGCCGCUCACUCUGGACAAGGUCAACGAAGCGCUGGCCAAGAACGUCAACGAGCAGCUUAGAGCUCUGAACGAGGAGAUCCUCUUCUCCGACUCCAUCCCCGUGCUCGACGUGGCCGUCCUCCAGGUGCGCAAGAUGAUCCGCGACGAGGGCUACGACCCGCUCGAGCUGCCCUCUGUCGAGAGGUCAAACUCCAUGGGAGUGCAGAUCACGCUGACCGAGGGCUCUCUGACGGGACUGAGCACCGUUCACCGGACCGGCGAGAUCUCCGUCGGCAUGCAGGAGUACACGGCCAAAACCACCGUGGCGCUGGGCACGCAGCGCAUCACCGGCAGGUACCACUGGCGGGUGAGCGCCUUCGGAUUCCUGGAGCGUAACGGCUUCAUCCGGUUCAGCGUGGACAGCCUGAAGCUGCGGGCCCGGCUGGCGCAGCCGCUCAACCUCUCGCAGAAGCCGCGCAUCGAGGACCUGGACAUCGACCUGGGCACGCUGACGCUGCGCUCCGAGGGCGCCGGCAGCCUCGACUACGCCUUCGAGCUGGGCGUCAACAGCUUCCCCAACCUCUUCAAGAACAUCGUGAUCGACGCCAUCGAGCGGCCGCUGAUGUGGGUGAUCGGCAGCCAGCUGCAGGAGCUCGACAUGGAGCAGCUCGUGCUGGACAACAUCCCCGGCGGCAGCGUGGUCAAGGCCGCCCGCUAGGCCGCCGCCGCUGGAGGUCACGCAGUGGCGGACAGGGAGCGCUAGUGGUCCACGUGUGACACCGCGCCUGCCGCUGCAGCGGCUUAAUCAUCCCGUGAGCAAUACAGGACCCGAGAGACGAGGUCGUGUGUAUCGCCGACCCGCGGCGACGGGCCACCGCCCAGCAGCCAUGAUACUCUUGUACUCUUCUCCAUAGCAUGUUCAUACCGUCUCCCGAGCGGCGUCGCGCGCCGCUGUUGUCACGACCAUCGGCCGGUUACCGGAUAUAGGAGGCGCCCGUACAAUACACGCACUCAGAGGUG
Amphibalanus amphitrite is the source of this 2303-nucleotide messenger RNA. RefSeq lists its product as uncharacterized. Bases 631 to 2001 code for a protein of 456 amino acids. Gene Ontology annotation, molecular function: lipid binding. Lineage: Eukaryota; Metazoa; Arthropoda; Thecostraca; Balanomorpha; Balanidae. The transcript is spliced from 9 exons. The record is from RefSeq and is a predicted model, not a curated record.